Messenger RNA from Olea europaea var. sylvestris, 1584 nucleotides. RefSeq lists its product as uncharacterized. Lineage: Eukaryota; Viridiplantae; Streptophyta; Magnoliopsida; Lamiales; Oleaceae. The transcript has a single exon. Bases 1 to 1584 code for a protein of 527 amino acids. The record is from RefSeq and is a predicted model, not a curated record.
AUGGAACUAUAUGAUAAAGUUAAGGAGGCAUUGAAUAUCGAUACGAGUCUAUACAAAAUGGAGAUUUCAGCUCUUGUCCCGAUAAUGUCUAAAGCUCCAGCUGCACCAAUCAUAAUUGAUUGUGACAACAACGUAAAGUGGUUUAUAUCUACCUGUACAAAAAAAAUUCUUUGUGUAAGUAUUUUAAAUGAAGUUGUUGAGAAUCAGGAAGAUUUUGGUGAUGAAGGAUGUUUAUUAGUAAUAGAUGGUGGAGAACAAAUUGAAAAUAUGAACAACGAGGAGGAACAAGAUCGAGCAAACAACGAUGGUAAUGAUGACAAUGGUGAUGGAAUAUUUGUAGAUUGUAAUGGUUUUGACGUAAGUGAAGAUAGUCCCCGAAGGGUAGAUGACGAAGUUAAUUCUUCUGUGGCAGAUGACAAUAAUUUUGAGUUACGCACGCAUGAACCUUGUAGUAGGGAUAUAGUGAAUGGUAAUGAUGUUGAAUACACUCAGAUUGUAUCUGAAAGUGUAAGUUCGCUCUGUUACGAGACAUCAGUAAAAAUACCGGAACGAUUAGAUGUGCGAGUCAACCAGUUGUUUCCAUCGAAAUAUGACCUAAUAUCAAAAUUACAGCUGCUAGCUAUGAAGUGCCAGUUUGAGUACAAAGUUAAGAGGUCAAAUAAGAGCACUUAUACAAUUGUUUGUAUUGAUGAAAAUUGCAAGUGGCGCUUACGGGCAACCAAGAUCGUAGAAAGUCCCAUUUUCGAAGUUCGAAAGUGCAAUGGUCAUCAUUCUUGCUCCAUGAGUGUUCGUCACAGAGAUCAUAGGCAUGCUUCAUAUAUGAUUAUUGGAAACCAUAUCGCUCCUAAGUAUGAAGAUGUCAACCGAGUUUACAGACCAAGGGACAUUAUUAAUGACAUUCGUCGAGAGUUCGGCAUAACCGUAAGCUAUACUAAAGCGUACAUGGCUAAAAAUUUUGCUUGUGGACUGAUUCGUAGGAAAUCCCGUGAGAGUUAUGCGAAAUUGCCAGCGUAUUGUCAUGUUUUGGAGAUGCAAAAUCCUGGUACAAUAACAUUCAUUCAUACUAAUGAUGAUCGGCGCUUCAAGUACCUUUUUAUGGCAUUGGGACCAAGUAUACAUGGGUUCGUAAACUCAAUGCGAAAGGUAAUUUCUGUAGAAGGUGCAUUCUUGCCAUCGAGAAUGAAAGGUAUUCUACUCGUAACAACUUCUCAGGAUGCAAAUUUUCAAAUAUUUCCACUCGCAUGGGGAGUAGUUGAUUUAGAGAAUGAUGAAUCCUGGACUUGGUUCUUUCAGAAGUUGUGGUUAAUAAUAGGUGAUACGGAUGACCUUGUGAUUAUAUGUGACCGUGCAACGUGCAUCAAAAAUGGAGUUAGAAAUGUGUUUCGAUUUGCUCAUCAUGGUAAUUGUACAUAUCACUUGCAAAAAAACUUGAAGACAAAUUUCCCACGGUGUGAUGUUGCAACUUUGUUUAGGGUAGCGUCAGAGACUUAUAUUGUAACCAAAUUUGAGUCCUACAUGGCAGCUCUAUGCAGUAAAAAGGAGGGCAUCAAAGAGUACCUAUUAGAAGAAGAUUUUCAAUGUUAG